GGAUGUGUGGGGCCGAGCACGAUCCCGGUCGGGGGGUCCCGGGAGCCUCUUGCCUUCCCCGGUAGAGAGGGGCGAUCCGGCGCGCACACAGCCGUGUGAAUGCGGAGCCAGAGGCACAUGCACACCCCGCGGAGGGGGGGGCUGGAAGGAUCCCGCGGCCGGGCAGCAGCUUUCGGUGACAGCUCUGCCGCCGGCCCGGCCGUGCCCGGCGCCGGGCUCGUCCCCCCGGUGCCCCCCGGUGUCCCUCGUCGCUGGGCUCCGGUGCCCCGCGGGGUCCCGCCGCCCCAUCCCAGCUAUAUCCGCACGCUAAAUCCAAAACCCAAACCAAACAACAACAACAAACAACAAAAAUCAUAAAGAAAAAAGGAAGAAGCGCGGUGCAGACGGAGCGCUUUAUUGGCCGGCGCACAAUCCCUGCGCUCUCCCCAGCCGCCCGCCGCGUUAAUUUCAUAGCACCGGCGACAUGAGGACCUCAUACCUCCGGACAACUGGAUUUCCAGGCAGGGUCCCAAGAGCAGCACCCAGAGCCAGCUCCCGCUGCCAGGCGGCGCUCCCCGCGGCUCGGGCCGCUCCCGCCGCUGCUGAGCGCGGCCCCGGGGCCGCAGCGGGCACAGACCCCGGCACCGGCCGCGGACACAGCACCUGCGGCGGCCGGGGGAGGCCGCCGGGGCUCGCUUGUGCUGGCGGCUCCCCUCCGCCUCCACCCAGACCCGCGACCUCGCCCCCCUUCCCCACGCCUGCCCCCACCGCGCAAAAAGAGGGUCCCGGCGGCCGGACCCCGACCUGGCCCCCCAUGCAUCGCCCGUCCGGCCGCUCGGCUCCCCGGCGUUGAUGUCCAUCUCGGGUCCGACGAGACCAGCUCGGAGGGGCCCGUGUUGGAAGGAGAUCUAAGAUGAAGUUAUGGGAUGUUGUGGCUGUCUGCGUGGUGCUGCUCAACACGGUCUCCACCUCGCCCCUGCCCACCGGUAAGAUGCCUCCCGAGGGGCCCCCUUCAGUGGUAGAGGGGCCUGAAGACGAUCUCUCCCCCAUCAGCCUGCCGCCUCCCUAUGCUGUGCACAGUGACUCUAAUAUGCCAGAGGAUUAUCCAGAUCAGUUUGAUGAGGUAGUGGACUUUAUCCAAGCCACCAUUAAAAGACUGAGGAGGUCGCCAGAUAAACAGACUCCAAUUUUUUCCAGGCGGGAGAGGAACCGGCAAAAUGCAGCCAUGAACAUAGAGAAUUCCAGCAAAAAGGGAAGGAGGAAUCAAAAGGGUAAAAAUCGGGGAUGUGUCUUAACAGAAAUACAUUUAAAUGUGACUGACUUGGAUUUGGGAUACGAAACCAAAGAAGAGCUCAUCUUCCGGUAUUGCAGUGGAUCUUGUGAUGCAGCUGAGACUACAUAUGACAAAAUUUUAAAAAACUUAACCCGAAAGAAAAAACUAGUCAAUGACAAAGUGAGGCAAGCUUGUUGCAGACCCACAGCCUUUGAUGACGACCUGUCCUUUUUGGACGAUAACCUGGUUUACCACAUACUGAAAAAACAUUCCGCGAAAAGGUGUGGAUGUGUCUGACACUUGCUCACUGGAGGCGGCUCCAGUUUUGCAUUCCUGCCAUGAUGCAAAGAAAGGGACCAAGGUUCCCGGGGAAGCUUCUGCUCAGAAUGGAGAAAAGAGGACCAAGAACGCAGAGCGAGGGGGCGUGGGAGCCCAGGGGAGCGCGAGGCUGCCUAAAAGAUGGAGGCUUUUGAAGUCCUACAGGAAAGUAAAUAAAAGCUUGGGUGGAGAGCCAAUGGCUGGAUGGCGUGCGCACUCCCGUUCCCAUUUGACACAGUCCACCACCAGUGAGACUCGGAUCCAUGAGGAACGUGCUUAAAAACACAACCCUGCAGUACCACACUGCGGUGCGGUCACCCCCACCCGCACCAGGAAACUGAGCUGAGGAGCAGCUUAGGGGUACCCUGCUCAUCCCCUGUGCCCUCAGCUCUACCAAAAGACACGUUGCGCUGUUGCUCGUUGAAGGGUGGUUCCUCAGCACUUAGGACCACUUCUAAACUAUAAUGAGAUUAAUCUAAGAUGGUAUCGGGCAAAAGUCAAAAUUCCCAGGCUCAAGUUCUGCAGGGCCAGUAUCGGUAUAAAGCAAAACAGUUCCACUUACUGGUUAAGUUUGGUUAUUUCCAUCUCGUGUUUCUUCAAAGCAAGUGUAGGAUUUCAUUCUUCUGCUACCUAUGAGAACAAGUUGAGUUUUUAAGCACUUCUUCCUAGUAUAGUAAGAGAAACAACAUGCCUGGCCUACACAAAACGUGUUUCUUUUGGUUUACAAAGGACUAAUGUUACUUGGGUAACUACAUUUGUAUUUGGUCAUUGUGAGUGAGCAGAGACUACUUGAUGCAAUGCAUCCAUUCAGAGACAUAAAUAUACAGAAGAUAUUUAUUAAGAUUAAGUUAUUGUUAUUUAUUACAGUUCGGUAAUGAGUCUCCUUUCCUUAUUUAUUAAAGUUUCUUUUCAAAGGUGCCAAAGUAGAAGGUGCUUGGAAGAUACAGAGAGACAAAUAAGUUGGGAACAACGGUCCAUGCUUUUGAAAGUGUUAACUUGAAUGCAAAAAAUCACUUACUUUACCUUUUUUGCUUUUAAACAAAAACCUGAUUAUGUUCACAGAAUGUAGUGCCAAAGUCUGCAGCCCUUUCUCCUGUUCACCAACACUUCUGAAAGUGACUGCAGUCAUACCAGUGGAGGAGCAAAUGGCUCUACAUGAGUGAGGGUCGCAGCACUUGGCUCAGCAUUAGCCAUUUGUUAGACAAACUAAUUCUAGUCAUAUUUAAAAUGUAGCCACAUUUUUUUUCUCACACUUUUUGCCAACUGACCUCGUAUAACUAUUGACAAAUGGAAAUUAAUCACAUUUAGCCUUAUAAUUUCUUGUUGUAUUUAUUUAAGCUUUUCCUUCCGUAUUUCCAUAUAGAAAAAGUUAAAUCCCUCUUAUUAGUUAGCCCUGGAUUUAAUAUAGUUUGCAGGUAAACAAUUGUGUUAAAUAACCAAAGAGUUUUAUAUAAUUUACUGAAACAUUACAGGAUCAUACCAUGCAGCAGAGCAAUCUGAGUUUCCUUACAGUGAAGGGGAUAGUACAGCAAAGGCAUUUGUACCUGACCGCCCGCUUGUUCUAUAGACUAUUUUCCUUGAAGGAGCAGCAGUGCAGGUCUCUAGACAUACCUGACAAUCAGUGAAGCAUCAACUCACACAAAACCAAAAAAAAAAAAAUAAUAAAAAAAAAAAAGUAAGAAAAAAAAUCCCAAUUGAAAAACAAAAAGGAUGGUCCAACCUUUUAUCUCAUGCGUGCAAUGACUUGACUCUCCUCACUCAUUUUGCCCUGGGCCCCUCGGGCACCAGACAAGAAGGCUCUAGUGGACAAAAAAGUCCAGAACACACCUAGAAAGAUGUGCAUUGUCUGCAAAAUAUAAUUCAUCCGCGACCUCCGCUGCUUUCACAGAUUUACAGAAUUGUAGGGGUUGGAAGGGACUUCACGAGAUCAUCGGGUCCAAUCCCCCAGCUUUCUUGGGCUGAUGGAGGCAGCACAGAGACCACCUGCAGGGUCAUGGGGAUACCUCAGCCCCUGUGCUGGGCAGGGCACAGCUGAGAUGCCACCAUUGGCAUCGGUGUGAUUUGGGCACUAUCAGCUCAACCUGCCAGGCCAGGGCUGAGUUGCCCUGCGGGGUGGUUGGCUGCGCGCAGCGCUCGGGGGUGCGCAGCCCCUGCUGCUCAGCACUUACCCCCACAGCAUUGUCUGCGCAGCUCAAAGAGGCUGCCACCAAAGCAAAUCACUAUGUUAAAAAUACAAAAGGGUAAAGUUUGUGAUUUUUUUUUAAACCUUAUUGAAAACAGGAGUGUGCUUCUCUGGAGUUUUUUACUUCACCUGCGAUUUAUGUCUCAGUCAUUUGUGUUAAUCAACCAAAGUUCUCUACAGACUUUAUUUUUGUACAAUAUUCAUUUUAUAACUUUUUACAAAAUAAAACUCAUUUCUAUUGUUA
Messenger RNA from Anas platyrhynchos (mallard), 3996 nucleotides. It is a transcript of the gene GDNF, whose product is annotated as glial cell derived neurotrophic factor. Gene Ontology annotation, biological process: positive regulation of branching involved in ureteric bud morphogenesis; peripheral nervous system development; negative regulation of neuron apoptotic process. The record is from RefSeq and is a predicted model, not a curated record. Gene Ontology annotation, molecular function: receptor tyrosine kinase binding; growth factor activity; glial cell-derived neurotrophic factor receptor binding. Lineage: Eukaryota; Metazoa; Chordata; Aves; Anseriformes; Anatidae.